AAAUGAGGAAGCGCCGCGGCCCGGCGGCUGAGGCCACCCCAGCGGCAGAAGAGCGAGGAAGAGCUGGCGGCCCCCGCUGCGCCCCGGCUGAGCCCCGGCUGCGCCCAAGCGCCCGCCCUCGCCUCACCUGGCGCAGGUGGACACCUGCGCAGGUGUGCGCCCUCUGGCCCCUGAAGCAUGGCCAGCAGCAGCAUGGCUGACAGUGCCAACCACCUGCCCUUCUUCUUCGGCAACAUCACCCGGGAGGAGGCAGAAGAUUACCUGGUCCAGGGGGGCAUGAGUGACGGGCUCUAUUUGCUGCGCCAGAGCCGCAACUACCUGGGCGGAUUUGCCCUGUCCGUGGCCCACGGGAGGAAGGCACAUCACUACACCAUCGAGCGGGAGCUGAAUGGUACCUAUGCCAUCGCCGGUGGCAGGACCCACGCCAGCCCCGCCGACCUCUGCCACUACCACUCCCAGGAGUCCGAUGGCCUGGUCUGCCUCCUCAAGAAGCCCUUCAACCGGCCCCAAGGGGUGCAGCCCAAGACUGGGCCCUUUGAGGACCUGAAGGAAAACCUCAUCAGGGAAUAUGUGAAGCAGACGUGGAACCUGCAGGGUCAGGCUCUGGAGCAGGCCAUCAUCAGUCAGAAGCCUCAGCUGGAGAAGCUGAUCGCCACCACAGCCCAUGAAAAAAUGCCUUGGUUCCAUGGAAGAAUCACUCGGGAAGAAUCUGAGCAAGUUGUCUUGAUAGGAUCAAAGACAAACGGAAAGUUCCUGAUCAGAGCCAGAGACAACAACGGCUCCUACGCCCUGUGCCUGCUGCACGAAGGGAAGGUGCUGCACUAUCGCAUUGACAAAGACAAGACGGGGAAGCUCUCCAUCCCAGAGGGGAAAAAGUUCGACACACUGUGGCAGCUGGUCGAGCAUUAUUCUUAUAAAGCAGAUGGUUUGUUAAGAGUUCUUACAGUCCCAUGUCAAAAAAUCGGCUCACAGGCAGGAAAUAAUGUUAAUUUUGGAGGUCGUCCACAGCUUCCAGGUUCCCAUCCUGCGACUUGGUCAGCGGGUGGAAUAAUCUCAAGAAUCAAAUCAUACUCCUUCCCAAAGCCUGGCCACAGAAAGCCCUCCCCUGCCCAAGGGAACCGGCCAGAGAGUACCGUGUCAUUCAAUCCGUAUGAGCCCGAAGUUGGGCCCUGGACUGCAGAAAAAGGCCCCCAGAGAGAAGCACUGCCCAUGGACACAGAGGUGUACGAGAGCCCCUACGCAGACCCUGAGGAGAUCAGGCCCAAGGAGGUUUACCUGGACCGAAGUCUGCUAACGCUGGAAGACAAAGAACUGGGCUCUGGUAAUUUUGGAACUGUGAAAAAAGGCUACUACCAAAUGAAAAAAGUUGUGAAAACGGUGGCUGUGAAAAUACUGAAAAAUGAGGCCAAUGACCCUGCUCUUAAAGAUGAGUUAUUAGCAGAAGCAAAUGUCAUGCAGCAGCUGGACAACCCGUACAUCGUGCGCAUGAUCGGGAUAUGCGAGGCCGAGUCCUGGAUGUUGGUCAUGGAGAUGGCGGAACUCGGUCCCCUCAAUAAGUAUUUGCAGCAGAACAGACAUGUCAAGGAUAAGAACAUCAUAGAACUGGUUCAUCAGGUUUCUAUGGGCAUGAAGUAUUUGGAGGAGUGCAAUUUUGUGCACAGAGAUCUGGCUGCAAGAAAUGUGUUGCUGGUUACUCAGCAUUAUGCCAAGAUCAGUGAUUUUGGACUUUCCAAAGCACUGCGUGCUGAUGAAAGCUACUACAAGGCCCAGACCCAUGGGAAGUGGCCGGUCAAGUGGUACGCUCCGGAGUGUAUCAACUACUACAAGUUCUCCAGCAAAAGCGACGUCUGGAGCUUUGGAGUGCUGAUGUGGGAAGCAUUUUCCUAUGGGCAGAAGCCGUAUCGCGGAAUGAAAGGAAGUGAAGUCACCGCUAUGUUAGAGAAAGGAGAGCGGAUGGGAUGCCCUGCAGGGUGUCCAAGAGAGAUGUACGAUCUCAUGAACCUGUGCUGGACAUACGAUGUGGAGAACAGGCCCGGAUUCACAGCGGUGGAACUGCGGCUGCGCAAUUACUACUAUGACGUGGUGAACUAACCACUCCCGUACCUGUUGGUGGCUGCCUUUGAUCACAGGAGCAAUCACAGGAAAAUGUACCCAGAGGAAUUGAUUGUCGGCCACCUCCUUCUGCCAGUCAGGAGAGCCAGCCUUGGAUGGAACAUGCCCGUGACUUGUCACCCAAAGCCUGUCCCAGGACUCAUACUCCGCAAAGCAAAGGCCAUCCCAGGAGAAAAGGCAGAUGUCAGGGUCAAAGGGGCUAGGUAGAUUUGUUCGGUUUUUUUGUCUGCGUGAUUUUCAUACAGGUUAUUUUUACAAUCUGUUUCCAAAUCCCUUUCAUGUCUUUCCCCUUCUCUGGAUCCUGGGGUAUAUUUGUUACUCAGCAGGUCCAGGGGCAUUGCAGGGUGGCCAAGAGCAUUCUCACCCCAAGCAGCCUUUUCCAGAUGCUCAAGGACACCUGAGCAUGUGACUCCUGAAGGGAAGGUAAAGGCAGAGGAAUUUGGCUGCUUCUACAGCGUGGCUCUGACAGCCCAUGAGACUGAUCCUUGGCCACUGAAAAGCUUUCCUAACAAUAAAAGUGUUUUGAGGCUUUAAAAAGAAAAUCAGGUUUGACCUGUGCAGUUCCUAAGCAUGUAGCCAGUUCGGGAAAGGAAAAAAAAAAAAAGCCUGGAUACUGCUUUUGUCGUCUCUGUUAUGAAAUGGAAGACAUAUGUUUGUGAUAACAGGGGACCAUUUGAAGGGAUUGGCUUGGUUUACUUUCCCCCCUGAAAUCCUGUCUGCUGCAGACUGUCUUGAAGACCUGGUGACUGGUAAAUAAGGCUCUGCAUGGAGGCUGCAUAGCAGGAGCAAGAGGUCUGUCCCCCAGCAUCUCACUGAGGAGGCAGGAGGCCUGUUCCCUGGCGUCUAGGGACAGUGUUAAUUCAUAGAAAGAGUUAAUUCAUAACAAGCCAAAGACGCUGAGCCUCACCACAAAUAGGUCUUUUGGAAUGUGAGUUUGGGUUGAAGAUACAAGACUAGAGAAUUCUUUUCUGGUCUUAACUAAUCCUUGACUUAAUGUUUGAUCUUAUACCAGUCAUCACCCAUUGAUAUCAGUUUUGCUGUAGCUCUUGAAAGCUAAAGAGACAUCCCAGUACUUUGGGAGGCCAAGGCGGCGGGAUCACUUGAGGUCAGGAGUUCAAGACCAGCCUGGCCAAUAUGGUGAAACCCCAUUUCUACUAAAAAUACAACAAUUAGCUGGGCCUGGUUUCGCGCACCUGUAGUCCCAGCUACUCAGGAGGCUGAGGCAGGAGAAUCACUUGAACCCGGGAAACGGAGGUUGCAGUGAGCCUAGACCAUACCAUUGCACUCUAGCCUGAGCAUCACAGGAAGACUCUGUCUCAAAAAAAAAAAAAGUUAAAGAGAUAAUUUAGCCAUUAUUCUUAUGUAAGCAGAUAGAAAUAAACUUGGACCCAUCUGGCCUUCAGCUAUACCUGAAGCAUUUUAAAGUGCAUGGUCAGCCACGGACAGCAGGGGAGACUCUCCUCUAACAGGGGAUGCAAGGCAUGGGGAAAGACAGCCAGUUCCCACGCUCAGCCACAGGAGACAGGAGUCACUCAUAGAAUUUGUAGUUAGAAGGUUUUAGAAGCCACACAUACUUUUUGAAUCACACUAUCUGGUGGUUUAAUCAUAUUUUUAAAGACAGAAGCCCUGAGUGCUAAGAGUGCUGAGCAGUUUCUCAAAACACAUUUAGAAUCGCUGAAAUUAGAAAGACAAAAUAUCUGUCUGCCAGGCCACAAACCGGUGUAGAAUUAGGAAAGGAGAGGCUGGAUGUGCCAGGUUUGGUAAAGCGGUGACGGCGUCUGAGAAAGAGGCUGAGGCUGAACUCUUGGUGGCUUCCUUCUGUAACUUCCCGAGGGUGUCUUUAACACAGGCCCCGUGCUCAUAGGAUACAGUAGUACCUAUGUAGGAAGUGUGUGGGGUUUUCUGUCUUCUUUCUGUGUGGUUUUUGGCCUCUUUUUCAGUACUUCUCCCCUCCCAGGAGGCUGGUGUUGCCAAGUAUCCAGAAUGUGAUGAGGCGAGAAGCGGGCAGGGGCCUCACCUCCUUGCAGAGGUCCAGCCGGCUCUCCUUGUCCUUGAACAACCUCCUGAGUGCUCCGCUUGGUGGAGCAGGCUCCUGCGUGCAGAAUUCCCGCUGUGGCCAACAUGAGGAAGUCUUUUCUAGUGAAAACUGAGUCCUGUGGUCAGGGAUAAUUAUCCUUUCCCCUGCAGCCACAAAGGAGGGCAAACAGAGAAAGGCAACGUAAUUGAAGAAGGAUUGGUCAUGUGAAAAGGGCUACAUUUGGGAAGCUGGGAAGGGUCUCCAGGCUUCUAGAGCAGCUAGCUUGGGCUGGAUUCUCACACCCAGGAUGCCCCUCGGAUUAUUCUAACCGAGCUUUUCCCUGGGGCCUGGGCUCACUGCAUAAGGUAAGGUGCCUUUUACCCGAUGGUCCUUCUUUAGCAGGGAACAAAGGAGCAUCAUGAACAGACAGACUGCCCUAGCACCAUCACGUUGGCAGCUGAGGCCAUGAAUAUCCUGUCCCCCAGCAGGGCCGUGUGUGUGUCUAUGACAGAAAACAGUGUGUUCAGUGCUGAAAAUCAUUGCAUGCGUGUCUUCAUCUGAGCAUGUCCUCCUCCCAUACUGCCUAUCACCCAGCCCUGCCUGUGGCUGCUAGAUGGUGACUUCCCUUGGUCGUCUGCAAGUCGGCCUGGAUUUUCAUUUGCAGAGGGGGCAGCUGCAUUGUCAGGCCUCCCAGCCCUGCAAAGAGCUCCCUCCACUGGUUAUCAGCGUGUCCUGUUUUCCAUUCAUUUCAGAAGAGCUACAUUGUGUCACCGGACACUUUUAAAAAUUGUGAUUUUUAAUAAAAAUUUAAAAUUA
This is a messenger RNA of Sapajus apella (tufted capuchin), 4945 nucleotides long. It is a transcript of the gene SYK, whose product is annotated as spleen associated tyrosine kinase. Lineage: Eukaryota; Metazoa; Chordata; Mammalia; Primates; Cebidae. The coding region runs from base 178 to 2091 and encodes 637 amino acids. Gene Ontology annotation, molecular function: non-membrane spanning protein tyrosine kinase activity; signaling receptor binding; ATP binding. The transcript is spliced from 14 exons. Gene Ontology annotation, cellular component: cytoplasm; extrinsic component of cytoplasmic side of plasma membrane. The record is from RefSeq and is a predicted model, not a curated record. Gene Ontology annotation, biological process: innate immune response; cell surface receptor protein tyrosine kinase signaling pathway; adaptive immune response.